AUGCCUCAGCAUUCGGAUCAGCACACAUCGACGCGACCGUUGACAUAUAUAAUCAUCCCUAUCCUCGCGCUCUUUGCCGUGUUCUCGAUAGUGAUAUUGUUCUUCUGCAUUCGCCGUCGCAGGGCUCGGGAAACUGCCAUCGAUUUGGACCGAGGCCGAGGCCGGUGGGUGAGACGAGAUGGAGUCUUGGUCUGGGUGAGGCGAGUCGGAACAUUGCGACGUAAUCCGGCGGGAGGCACUGAUUCUCACGAAGGGCUCAACGAACAGGGAGAAGCACCGCCUCCAUAUUUGGUUAGGAAGCUGUCGGCAGAUGGAGAUGCUGUCGCGGAUGGAAGACCGGUGGAGCUGAGAGAUCUGGAGGAGGGGAGAAGGCCGCCCGAGUAUAUCUCUGAGCCACCGCCGGCUGUCACGACUGAUUCGAGGAGGACAGAAGCAUAG
Messenger RNA from Trichoderma gamsii, 438 nucleotides. RefSeq lists its product as hypothetical. Bases 1 to 438 code for a protein of 145 amino acids. NCBI's taxonomy places the organism in Eukaryota, Fungi, Ascomycota, Sordariomycetes, Hypocreales, Hypocreaceae. The record is from RefSeq and is a predicted model, not a curated record. The transcript has a single exon.